Molecule: messenger RNA, 852 nt
Organism: Caenorhabditis briggsae
Lineage: Eukaryota; Metazoa; Nematoda; Chromadorea; Rhabditida; Rhabditidae
Exons: 5
Coding region: 1-852 (283 amino acids)
Source: RefSeq, a predicted model, not a curated record
AUGUUCCUUCAAUUCAGCUUAAUAUUAUCAUUUCUUCUUUCCUGGAAAUUUGCAGAUGGCUGGUUUUUGGGAAUGCUCGGGUGCCAGAACAGAUGUCAACCACAUGCUGGAUAUUAUCAGAAUCGCAAUCCUUAUCCUUAUCAGUCGCAGCCCAUGAUGCAGUAUCCUCUUCCACAACAGAACGCCUAUCCAACUCCUCCAACCAGCUACGCAACCCCAGCUCAAUCUUAUCCUCUGGCUCCCCAACAUUCCAUUCCAAUGAGUUCAUACGCUAUUGCGAAAUAUGCCGUGGUACCAUCUUAUGCGCUUCCACCAGCUUACCCAACACCUCCCUCUUAUCCAAUUGCAUAUCCGACACCUCCCGCCUACGUUAGACCGCCAGUUUAUGUAACAGCACCACCUACGACGACUACAACAACUACAACAACUACAAUUCCUCCACCAAAGUGCUUCCAGAAUUCACACGGUUACAAAUGUUGUAACAGACAAUUGGAUCAAUUUUUGGAUGAGGCAGUCUCGCAAAUACAAAGACCCGAGUGGCAGAGAUGUAACUUGCAACGAUUUGCCACACAACUACAGCAACAAACCCAGGCGAUUUUCAAUCAUUCAAUGGAAGCUAUUGUUGCCAGUGGACACAUGGAGAACAUUUCUCAAUAUCGAGGAGAUCUUUAUUGUAAAAAGAGAAGUAUGGAUGGAAAGGUUGUUCUCAUUUACGGAUCAGUUGUUCCAUACUCAUUGGACGCUGGAGUGACCCGUCCAAUGAAUCCAGAGGAGUUAAGACGUGCAAAUUAUCCUGCAAAAUAUGACGAGAUUGGAAUUCACGAUGGCCAUGAAGAAAAUAUUUGGUUCUAG